AUGGACACGACAGACCCCUUCCUCCAAGUCCAGGCGGACGUCCUCGAAACCCUCCAAACCAGCCGCCCUCUCUUCUCCUCCUACCUGCGCAUCCGCUCCCUCGCCAAAUCCCCUCAAAACCCCGAACUCCACCAAUCUCGCACCGAACUCGAGACGACCCUCACCGAACUCACCGCCGACCUCGACGACCUCGUCGAAUCGGUCCGCGCCAUCGAGCAAGACCCCUACCGCUUCGGCCUCGAGCUCGAAGAAGUCCAGCGCCGGCGCAAACUCGUCGACGAUGUAGGGCGUGAAAUCGAGCAGAUGCGCACCGAGCUCGCGCGGGCGGUCUCUGCGGCGCCGGCGCCGGCCGACUUGCCCAAUCCGACGGAGUUUGAUGCGGCGCUGGAGGCGGAGGAGGAUGGGGCCAGGGGGCCCCGCGGGGAUGAUUACUAUGCGGCGUUGGAACAGCAGCGACAGGUGGAGUUGAUGCAUGAGCAGGAUGAGCAGUUGGAUGGGGUGUUUCGGACGGUGGGCAAUUUGAGACAGCAGGCGAAUGAUAUGGGGAGGGAAUUGGAGGAGCAAGGUGCGAUUCUGGAGGAGGUGGAUUCGCUGGCGGAUCGAGUCGGUGGGAAGUUGAACAAUGGGAUGAAACGGAUUCGCCAUAUUGUGCGCAAGAACGAGGGUAAGUGGUACCCGAGCUGCAUUUCUUGA
Molecule: messenger RNA, 693 nt
Organism: Penicillium diatomitis
Lineage: Eukaryota; Fungi; Ascomycota; Eurotiomycetes; Eurotiales; Aspergillaceae
Product: SNARE domain protein
Exons: 2
Coding region: 1-693 (230 amino acids)
Biological process (GO): Golgi vesicle transport
Cellular component (GO): membrane
Source: RefSeq, a predicted model, not a curated record